This is a messenger RNA of Camponotus floridanus (Florida carpenter ant), 1089 nucleotides long. RefSeq names its product protein lethal(3)malignant blood neoplasm 1. Gene Ontology annotation, molecular function: structural constituent of chitin-based larval cuticle. Gene Ontology annotation, cellular component: chitin-based extracellular matrix. NCBI's taxonomy places the organism in Eukaryota, Metazoa, Arthropoda, Insecta, Hymenoptera, Formicidae. The record is from RefSeq and is a predicted model, not a curated record.
AUGAGAAUCUUUUUCUCGUUUGUUGCAUCACCAAUGCAUGCUCGAAGGAUUCGCUACCAUCAUUCAGUCGCGCGAAUUCGAAGCAGCAGGAAUCUCCGCGGGAUGUCGUCCGUCGUGAAGAAACGAUGCAUCCUUCUGUGCUUGCUGUGUUAUAUGCUCGCGCAAUAUGGGAUUCUUGCGGAUGAUAACAAUCCUUAUCAAUUCUCCUUCAAUAUUGUUGAUUUUCAGCAUAGAUAUGAAGAGAAAGAUGCUGAGGGGCUUAUUAACGGGGAGUAUGGUUUCAUUACGGCCGAUGGUGUUUAUCAUGAGACUGGAUAUGCCACGGAUAAAAAUGGCGAUUUUAUUAUCACCAAACAGAGACACCGGAAAAUAACGAGUUUGAAGGAUGCACAAGAAAUAUUCAAGGAUAGACCAGAAGCGGCAAAGAAAUUGGUGGAAGCUGUGAUGAAGGCUUGUGGAGGAUGUAAGAUUCCAAUUGUGGAUGAACAACCAAAACCUGCAAAGACAAUCACAGAAACGCCGUUGCAAAAAAAAAUGGAGCCGAUAUUGAAACAGAUGAUAAAAAUAUUGUCGGAAAACGUAAAACAUGAAAGGAAGCAACCAGCGGAAGACAUUGUGAAAAGCAUGAUACGAGCUGCGAAGUUAUUGCCUGAAGAGAACAAUCCGAAUAAAAUCAUGAGUGAUCGAGUGCUGGAAAAUAUGGCAAAUGAUUUGUAUUAUCGAUUCAACUAUACAAUAACGACGCAUGGUCAUCACGAGGAUGGUUAUCGAAACGGAAGAAAAGACGGCAACUAUCAGUCGCGAAAUGAAAACGGUGUCGACACGCAGGUGAAGUAUCUGUCGAAUGAAUUCGGGCAUCAGCCUAAUAUCACGUUCGUCACGCGGACGAAUACAACCGAACAAAACCAUGCUUUCAAAGGAUACUUGUUUCGUUGGUACUGGCCGUAAAUUUGAUUUUAUAUAAUGUGAAUUUUUCUAACUUUAUUUUAAAUUUUUUACAAAAACUGUACUAACAUUUAUUUAAAUACAUAAUAUAAAAUACAUAAUCAAGCUAUGUUUAAGAAUUCGUAAAAUUUUAGAUUUUAUAAA